Molecule: messenger RNA, 1449 nt
Organism: Pseudocercospora fijiensis CIRAD86
Lineage: Eukaryota; Fungi; Ascomycota; Dothideomycetes; Mycosphaerellales; Mycosphaerellaceae
Exons: 3
Coding region: 1-1449 (482 amino acids)
Biological process (GO): homologous chromosome segregation; attachment of mitotic spindle microtubules to kinetochore; meiotic sister chromatid segregation
Cellular component (GO): monopolin complex; chromosome, centromeric core domain; nucleolus
Molecular function (GO): microtubule site clamp; protein binding
Source: RefSeq, a predicted model, not a curated record
AUGGCACCCCGCGCAAAGGCACAAGCACCUGCCGCGGAUGAUAGCGAAGACGAUCUCGCGACUACCACAACUCGAGGCGCCGCGCAGAACAAACGCCGUCCCGCCAAAAUGACCAAGGCAAAGACGGCAGCGCGCCGAUUGAGCGCGACGACGCCUGCAGCGAAGCGCAAGGCCGCGACCAGGCAACCGCGACAGGCAUUGAAAGACCGAACCAACAUUCAAGACGGUAACGAGACAGAAGAGGUCGACGCGUUCGACGAGGAAGAUAUGGCCGCAAAGCCGAAGGCAAAGAAAGCAAAAACGACCGCUACGCGUAAAACAGCUGCCGCAAAGGCGCAAGCGACUGAGCAUGAAGCAGAGAAAGCGCCGUCGAAGCGUGGGAGAAAGCCAAAGCGAGCACCAUCGCCUGAGCCCUUGUUGACCAUACCGGAGACGCAGCCAGAUCUACCAGAGCAGAUGGAAGAUGUCGAACAAUCAAUCGAAGUCGACCCGGACAACAUGGAUAUCGAGAAGGAACCAACGCCAAAGCGGGCUCCGAUUUAUGUUCAACGCGCACCAUCUCCUCCUUUUGCACCUAUUCGCGACCGCAGCAAUAGUGCUAGCGGCACGGAAAGGCGAGGUGGCGACCCUGAGCUCAGGCGCCAGUUGAACGAUUUGACCUCCAAGUACGAGAACCUGAACUUGAAGUAUCAAGGUCUGCAAGACAUACAGCAAGGAGGCGAAACGAACUUCGAGAAGCUGAAGCGCGCAAGUGAUCAGAAGGCGAAAGAUGCCAACGACCUUAUCGCCUCCUUGAGAAAGGAGAUAUACGAAUUUCGCAAGACGUCCAAUUUGAGCUCUAGCGAGACGAACAACAUGCAAAAGCAAGUCACUUCUCUGACGACUUCGAACGAGAAGUUGACUGUCGAGCGCAACGACUUGAAGGAAAAGCUCCAGCUUUCACAGAACGAAGUCAAGUCGUUAGAGGCGAAGCUUAUGGCUGCAAGACAGCAGGUGGCUAAUGCUGCACAAGAAGCCAAGACCCAAGAAGUAACGAAGAAGCAGAACAGUUCUGUGUCAGUGAACGUGGCAGAAGCUCAAAAGGAAGCCAAGAUGAAGGAGAAUCUUUAUGCAGAUCUCACUGGCUUGAUCAUUGCCAAUGUCAAGCGUAACGAGGGCGAGGACAUCUAUGACUGCAUCCAGACUGGUCGCAACGGAACCCUUCACUUCCACCUCAAUGUCGGAAACGAUGCCACGACACCUCAUCCCAAGACACCUUCUGGUAUGAGCUAUGAAGAUGCUGAAUUCUCGUAUGAACCACUACUCGACGAAAGCAGAGAUCGUGAACUUUUGGAGCUGCUUCCAGACUAUCUCACGGAAGAGAUCUGCUUCCCUCGAAAUCACGCCCAGAGAUUCUACAGCAAAGUCGUCGAGAGCAUGACUAAGAAGUUCGUUGUCGAGGAGGAUUGA